Molecule: messenger RNA, 2540 nt
Organism: Cololabis saira (Pacific saury)
Lineage: Eukaryota; Metazoa; Chordata; Actinopteri; Beloniformes; Belonidae
Gene: commd9
Product: COMM domain containing 9
Exons: 6
Coding region: 44-631 (195 amino acids)
Source: RefSeq, a predicted model, not a curated record
GUAUAUUUGCGUCACAUGACUUGGUUGGGCGUCACAUGCCGCCAUGGCAGCUGCCCUCUCCAGCGAGGAUUUCUCCAAUUUACAGCUUCUUCUGAAGGCUCCUUCUAAAGAUGCUGUGAGAGAUGUUUUUGUUCAGAGUCAUCGAGGUCUAAAUCGCCGGCUGACUGAAAGCAUUGCUGCCACAUUCAGCAUCCCUGCAGCCCAGGCUGCUCAGCUGGUGCAGUCGCUCCACACUCUCUCCCAUCACGUGCUCUUCCACAACCUCAGCUCCCCUGAGCAGAUCCUCGCCACCUUCCCCGAGUCCUUCCACUCCAGCCUGAAGAACCUGGUCACCAAGAUCCUGCUGGAGAACAGUCCGGUAUGGAGGACAGAGGCUCUCAGCCAUCAGAUCUCCCUCCCUCAACUGAAGGACUUGGACUGGAGAGUCGACUUGGUGACCGGUUCAGACUCCGUCAGUCGUAUGUCGGUGCCGACCUGCCUGGUGCAGCUGAAGAUGGAGGAUCCCUGUCCGCCAGCAGGUGUGGAGCCCACUUCCACUGUGACAGUGGAGCUAAGCAGGGAAUCUCUGGACACCAUACUGGAUGGACUGGGACGCAUCAGAGACCAGCUGUCUGUGGUAGCUGGGAAAUGAGAGAGCGGUCCACAGAGGUGUGCACUUGGACCAAAGACUGAUAGCAGACAUGUUGCCACAUAUUCCUCUUUCAGUUUUCAUCUUCAUGCACUUUUUAGUUUAGACUUAAAAACUAAUCUUGAUGAUAUUUUGUGCCAUGAAAAAUAAAUUACCCUCAGUUUUUUCAUCAAGGUAACUUCAGGAAACAAAUUGCUUUGUUAAUAAUAUGAAAACACUUCUAACACCAUUAAACAACUAAAGUAAACAUCACCUGCAGCUAUUUGUCUUAUUUCUUACUGUGCCGCUUUAUUUGGCCACAGAAUACAAGAAUCAGAAACAACUGGUAUCUUGUGACAGAAAUGUGUCUUUUAUUUUGAAAUUUUGUUUGUAAGAAGUCCGAGCUUGAAUUUCAAAAUGAAGGACAAUUUCAAAGUAAAUGUACUUAAAUCUCCUAAUAUUUGUUUAUUUUAAUGUCUACUAAUGUUUGACAAUAAACACUGACCAGUCAGAAUGAUUAAAUGGUACUUUUGCACACAUGUCUAAGUAUAAUCUAGAUCUUCCCAAACCAGCAAGUUUAAACCCAGAACCUUCCAUCAGUGAGAUGACGGUGGUGAAAUCUGGAGUGAAGUUUAGUAUUUGCAUAAGCUUCUGAUUUCAUGUAACAAUAGUGCUAUGGAUGUGUUUUUCUCAGCAAGCUGCAGGAUGAGUUUUGUUUUUGUUGUCUAAUCCACUCUUUACAUUUUCAAAAAAUAGUUACCGGUAAAUGAAAUAACGAUGAUGACCAGCGUGAACUACAUUUCAACUUUUAUUUUACUGCAAUAAAUAAAAAGGAAAAGAAGAAGGCACAUGCUAACAUGAUGAGAAAUCCAAUUACCUUUGGAGAUAUUUAUCAUAGAUAUUACAUGUUUUGGACACACUUUUUGUUAUCUAUUGUUGUAUAAACUCCAUAUAAACUGAAUAAUGGCUAUUUUUUCAAAAAUUUUGAGUAAUUUUAUUACAUUAUUUCUUAUUUGUACUUUAAAUACCUGAACUGUUAUGAUAUAGGGUGUUUUCUUGUGGGUGGUGGUUUUGCUGUGCUUAUUUUCUUUACAAGUUCUGUGUCACCGGUUUGCACUAUUGUCUCUUCACCCCUUUUGAGUGCAUUAGAAGAAGAAAUGAGGAGGAAUCAUCAUGGAAAGAGAAGCCCAUUCAUGGUCUGUAUCAUUGACAGACAUUGAAAGGUGCUACCAGUGAUUAUAAAGGCUAGUCUGAAGGACAGCACCUUGGCUUUAAUCAUCAGCACAACAACAGGGCUUAACCCAAGAGAGAUGGAAGCCAAGGUCUACCACAUCAGACAAGACCCCAUGCAAAUUGCAGAAUAGUGUACAGGAUAAACCAUGUAGUCGUGACUAUAGGUAGGAAGUCCCAAAGCCAAGGUGGAAGAUAACUCAGUGAUGAGGGUCCUGUAUGACUUCCAAGUCCAGGCCAAAGUGUUUUUGAGAUAGAUUAAGGACACAUUUCUGUAGAAAGAAUAUGUCACCACGGCAAACCUGCCAAUAAAAGGCCGCCCAGCCAAAGUCAGGAGCCCAGCAGGGAUGGAGAGCUCCACAACAGAGGUUAGUAUGUCCCUGUAGAACCAUUACUAGGUGCACACUCCACUGGGCUUCAUGGGACGGGGGCCAGUUUGUCAAAUGUCAUGAGAGGGAUUACAGGUUCUAACACAACAACAUUGACAAGUCUAAUAAUGUUUCAAAUCACUGUAAUAAAACAUCUUGGAAAUCAUGUCUCAACACACUACACAUCUUUCAAUUAUCCUCCCAGGCUGUAGCCAUUUAAUGCAAUUGACAGUAUCUUGUUAAUUCAGAUAAACAGGACUACUUUUUCUUUUUUAAUUAUGUUUAUUCAAGAAAGAAAUGUAUUUCAGUUUGGAAAAACAACCUUAAUUUUUUUC